Messenger RNA from Camelus dromedarius (Arabian camel), 5782 nucleotides. It is a transcript of the gene PDGFRB, whose product is annotated as platelet derived growth factor receptor beta. The record is from RefSeq and is a predicted model, not a curated record. Gene Ontology annotation, cellular component: plasma membrane; signaling receptor complex. Gene Ontology annotation, biological process: protein phosphorylation; platelet-derived growth factor receptor signaling pathway; multicellular organism development. Gene Ontology annotation, molecular function: ATP binding; platelet-derived growth factor beta-receptor activity; platelet-derived growth factor binding. The transcript has 24 exons. Lineage: Eukaryota; Metazoa; Chordata; Mammalia; Artiodactyla; Camelidae. The coding region runs from base 614 to 3922 and encodes 1102 amino acids.
GCAGGGAAGCCCACGGUGGUGUGAGCUCCUGGGGCUGCCAGCAGCUUGCAGUCCCUGCCCACCCCGUCUGGGACCCAGGAUCGUUUUGUGAACAACUUGGAGCCGGAGUGGAGGAGGGACUAGGAGGAGAGAGCCGGGCCCCUCUAACCAGCGCCACCAGGCAGCAGCCUGUGCCGUAAGACACAGACAGCCAGACCCAGGGCGGCCCCUCCUGGCAGCCCUGCUCCUCUAGAAGGAUGCUUUGGGAGUGAGGCCACUCCUCACCCCUGCAGCCCCCAACUCCCUCCAUUCUCCUGAGGCUCUGUGAGCCUACAACUGUCCUCGCUGCCCUCCAACCCUGCCGCUGCCCCAUUUUGGGUCCGGCAUAGUUUAUCUAACAACAGGAGGUCUUCCUGGAGGGGGUGACAGCCCAGAGUCCAGGACCUUGCCUACGCUUCAGAAAGCAUCAACAGCAAGAUAAGAGCCUGGUAUUGGAACUGUCACCCCAAGGACUGUUAGAGCUGGCGGGUCCCUGGAUACCAUCCAGCCCAAGACCCUACCCCUGCUGCGCAUACAGAGAAACUAAGGCCCAGAGAGAAGCCGGGGCCUCAGCCAAGUCACCAGAGAGGAUACCAUGUGGCUUCCGAGUGCCAUGCCUGCUCCUGUCCUCAAAGGCCAGGAGCUGUUGCUGCCCCUGCUGUUGCUGCUGGGACCACAGGCCUCCUGGGGCCUGGUCAUCACACCCCCGGGGCCGGAGCUUGUCCUCAAUCUCUCCAGCACCUUUGUUCUGACCUGCUCGGGUCCAGCUCCAGUGGUGUGGGAACGGAUGUCCCAGAACCCCCCACAGGAAAUAACCAAGACCCAGGACGGCACGUUCUCCAGCAAGCUGACACUGGCCAACGUCACUGGGCUCCACACGGGAGAAUACUUUUGUACCUACAACGGCUCCCAUGGGCUGGAGGCCAGUGAGCGGAAACGGCUGUACAUCUUUGUGCCAGAUCCCACCAUAGGCUUCCUUCCUGUCGACCCUGAGGAACUCUUCAUCUUUCUCACGGAAAUAACUGAGAUCACAAUUCCAUGCCGAGUGACGGAUCCACGAUUGGUGGUGACACUGCAUGAGAAGAAGGUGGAUGUCCCACUGCCCAUCUCCUAUGACCACCAACGUGGCUUCUCUGGGACCUUUGAGGACAAGACCUAUGUCUGCAAAACCACCAUCGGGGACAGGGAAGUGGAUUCUGAUGCCUACUAUGUCUACAGCCUCCAAGUGUCAUCCAUCAAUGUCUCAGUGAGUGCAGUGCAGACUGUGGUCCGCCAGGGGGAGAACAUCACCAUUAUGUGCAUUGUGACGGGGAAUGAGGUGGUUAACUUUGAGUGGACAUACCCACGCAUGGAGAGUGGGCGGCUGGUAGAGCCAGUGACUGACUUCCUCUUUGAAAUGCCCCACAUACGUUCUAUCCUGCACAUCCCCAGUGCCGAGCUGGGAGACUCAGGGACCUACAUCUGCAAUGUAUCAGAUAGUGUGAGCGACCAUCGAGAUGAAAAGGCCAUCAAUGUCACUGUAGUCGAGAGCGGCUAUGUGCAGCUGCUGGAGGAGCUGGACCCUGUACAAUUCGCGGAGCUGCACCGCAGCCGGACACUGCACGUGGUUUUCGAGGCCUACCCGCCUCCCACUGUCAUGUGGUUCAAGGACAACAGGACCCUGGGUGAUUCCAGCGCCGGCGAGAUCGUGCUGUCCACACGCAAUGUGUCGGAGACCCGGUAUGUGUCAGAACUGACACUGGUGCGGGUGAAGGUGGCUGAGGCUGGCAGCUACACCAUGAGGGCCUUCCAUGAGGAUGCUGAGGCCCAGCUCUCCUUCCAGCUGCAGGUCAAUGUGCCCGUCCGUGUGCUGGAGCUGAGUGAGAGCCACCCUGCCAGCGGGGAGCAGACAGUCCGCUGUCGCGGCCGGGGCAUGCCCCAGCCACACCUCACCUGGUCCACGUGUAGCGACCUCAAAAGGUGUCCGCGCGAGCUGCCGCCCACGCCACUGGGGAACAGUUCCCAGGAGGAGAGCCAGCUGGAGACGAACGUGACGUACUGGGCGGAGGAGCAGGAGUUCGAGGUGGUGAGCACGCUGCGCCUGCGCCGCGUGGAUCAGCCCCUGUCGGUGCGCUGCACGCUGCACAACCUGCUGGGCCACGACAUGCAGGAGGUCACCGUGGUGCCGCAUUCCCUGCCCUUCAAGGUGGUGGUGAUCUCAGCCAUCCUCGCCUUGGUCGUCCUCACAAUCAUCUCCCUCAUCAUCCUCAUCAUGCUCUGGCAGAAGAAGCCACGCUACGAGAUCCGAUGGAAGGUGAUUGAAUCUGUGAGCUCUGAUGGCCACGAGUACAUCUAUGUGGACCCUAUGCAGCUGCCCUAUGACUCCACCUGGGAGCUGCCUCGGGACCAGCUUGUGCUUGGACGCACCCUGGGCUCCGGGGCCUUUGGGCAGGUGGUGGAGGCCACGGCUCAUGGCCUGAGCCAUUCACAGGCUACCAUGAAGGUGGCCGUCAAGAUGCUAAAAUCUACAGCCCGCAGCAGUGAGAAGCAAGCCCUCAUGUCAGAGCUGAAGAUCAUGAGUCACCUCGGGCCUCACCUGAACGUGGUCAACCUGCUGGGAGCCUGCACUAAAGGAGGGCCCAUCUACAUCAUCACCGAGUACUGCCGCUACGGCGACCUGGUGGACUACCUGCACCGCAACAAGCACACCUUCCUGCAGCGCUGCUCCGACAAGCGCCGCCCGCCCAGUGCCGAGCUCUACAGCAACGCCCUGCCCGGCGGGCUCCCCCUGCUCAGCCACGUGUCCCUGCCUGGGGAGAGUGACGGCGGCUACAUGGACAUGAGCAAGGAUGAGUCAGUGGACUACGUGCCCAUGCUGGACAUGAAAGGGGAUGUCAAAUACGCAGACAUCGAGUCCUCCAACUACAUGGCUCCUUACGAUAACUACGUCCCCUCUGCUCCUGAGAGGACCUGCCGGGCGACUUUGAUCAACGAGUCCCCAGUGCUUAGCUACACGGAUCUUGUGGGCUUCAGCUACCAGGUGGCCAAUGGCAUGGAGUUCCUGGCCUCCAAGAACUGCGUCCACCGAGACCUGGCGGCCAGGAAUGUGCUCAUCUGUGAGGGCAAGCUCGUCAAGAUCUGUGACUUUGGCCUGGCUCGUGACAUCAUGCGGGACUCGAACUACAUCUCCAAGGGCAGCACCUUCCUGCCUCUGAAGUGGAUGGCCCCCGAGAGCAUCUUCAACAGCCUCUACACCACCCUGAGUGACGUGUGGUCCUUCGGGAUCCUGCUCUGGGAGAUCUUCACCCUGGGUGGCACCCCGUACCCAGAGCUGCCCAUGAACGAGCAGUUCUAUAAUGCCAUCAAACGGGGCUACCGCAUGGCCCAGCCCGCCCACGCCUCCGACGAGAUCUACGAGAUCAUGCAGAAGUGCUGGGAAGAGAAGUUUGAGAUUCGGCCACCCUUCUCCCAGCUGGUGCUGCUUCUCGAGAGACUGCUGGGCGAGGGUUACAAAAAGAAGUACCAGCAGGUGGAUGAGGAGUUUCUGAGGAGCGACCACCCAGCCGUCCUUCGGUCCCAAGCCCGCUUGCCCGGCUUCCACGGCCUGCGAUCCCCGCUGGACACCAGCUCCGUCCUCUACACUGCUGUGCAGCCCGAGGGUGACAACGACUAUAUCAUUCCCCUGCCCGACCCCAAACCCGAGGUCGCUGAUGAGGGCCCGCUGGAGGGUUCCCCCAGCCUUGCCAGCUCCACCCUGAAUGAAGUCAACACCUCAUCUACCAUCUCCUGUGACAGCCCCCUGGAGCCCCAAGAGGAACCAGAGCCCCAGCCUGAGUGCCAGGUGGAGCCGGAGCCAGAGCCAGAGCGGUCGCCGGAUUCAAGCUGCCUCGGGCCUCGGGCUGAGGCAGAGGACAGCUUCCUGUAGGGGCUGGUCCCCACCUUCCCCUGCCCGAAGCUCCCCCUCUACCUCCCAGCACCCUGGGCCUCCCGGCCUGGCCUCCCAUCAGCUGUCCCCUUCUGGAAAGCUUUUGCCCCUGGCAUGUCGCACCCCAACCCCUGGGGCUGGCUUAGGAGGGAAGAGGACUGCAGGGGCCGGGACCAGCCCUCUGCCUCUGGGGAGGCCAUGUGACUCUGAGCCAGGAUUCUCCCAGGGGACUCAGUUUCCCCAUCUGAAGAUGGGAAAGGUGGGCCUGGUGACUCACAAUCUGGGACUCUCUCCCUGGCUGGCAGAUGUGGAGGUGGGAAUCCCUGCAGAGAUUCUCAAGGUUCAUGAGGUGGUCAAUUCACUUUUUUUUUCUGUUCAGCCAGCUGCCCCUCAAGGAGCUGCAGCUCUCUCCCUGCACUUUUAUCUCCCCAAGAGCUGGGGAGGGGACCCUAGCAUUCCUGGCUCCGGGCUGAGCUGGGGCCUGGCCUUGGACAGUAUUUCCUCAUCCAGAAGCCACCUCCCAUCGAUGCCAGUCUUUGCUUCCCCAGGCCCAAGCUGGUCUGGGGCCUUCCAUGCUUAAUUAGUGCUGGGGGCUGAGCCAAGUACAGGACACCCUGGCCUGGAGCCCCUGCCCCGGGCACUCGGGGUACACCUCCCCAUAAAAGUGCCUGUGUCCAUGUCUUCUUGGCCCCUUGAGUCUAGGGGCCUUUUUCUUCAUCACUGCCAGUCUUAAUCUACUCACCGGAGUCCCCAGGGCCAGACAAGCCCCACGUCUUUGUUGAGUGUAUUGACGUACCUGCAAGAAGUGUACGCACACGUGGACCUAUAUGUGGACCAGUAUGUGUAUUGGACCCGCCAGGAGACCUUGGAGGAAUCCCUCACCCUCCCUGGGCCUGUUUUCCCUGUUGACAAAUUAGCAGGUUGGACUCUGACUUCUGGUGCCCUGCCAGCACUAGCAUUCUAGAAUAUUCCAGGAGCUGCACACUUGCUCAGAUGAAGCAAAGCAAAACACCCCAAACCUCUAUCCUGGGGGUCAGCUGGGGCCUGGGGAGAUUCCAGACCACAGAUCAUACUCUGGGCAUUCAGGAACUGUGCCCCUUCCCCAGACCCCUGGCUAGUCCCAAAAGGCCAGCUGCCCAGGCCUUGACUAUAAGUGACAGCCAGUGUCCUGGAGAGCCCCCAGCAGCUGCCCCACGGACAUGGGGAGACCAUGGGACCCCUUUCAGCACCUACAUGACCUCUGGAGCUAUCCUGGGCAAAGGAGGCAGAGAUCACAGAUCAGGCCAUCUGGUGCAGCCCAGCAUGCCAGGCUCUGCUGUCCAGGCCUGUGCCACAGACAUAAAGGACAGAGAAAGGACAAGAAGCCUUGGAUGAGGGACCUAAGAAAGGGGCACAAGAGGUGGGUACUUUGGAAGUUGCUUUCCCACCGGACAGCUGCCCUACCCUGAGGCAGGAACCAUGGGAGAUGGCUUUGACUGCCUCAGGAUGCUCACCUCACUGUCACUGCCAGUCCAGUGGGCUCUGGAGGUGCCAGGGGAGUGAGGGCUGUGGCCCAGACCGCUGGCAGGGAAAGGGCCAGAAGGGGGAUGAGGGAAGGUCAGCGGCUCUGGGCACCAGCCCCCUGUGCUGGUUUGCACCUCCCCGUCCUGGGACCACCGAAGUCUGGUCAAGGAGAAGGUGUGUUCUCACUACGGUACCAAAGAUGUAAUCACCUAGGUUUACAAGUAUUUUUAGGACUCACAUUAACUCACAUUUAUACAACAGAAGUGCUAUUUUGUAUGCCAUCAAAUUUUCCUCUCUGUGUAUUUUUUUUUUAAGAGAAAGAUUUUAAUAUUAAACCUGGUGCUUCUCAUGCACAGA